Sabethes cyaneus is the source of this 1866-nucleotide messenger RNA. RefSeq names its product intraflagellar transport protein 74 homolog. Bases 1 to 1866 code for a protein of 621 amino acids. The record is from RefSeq and is a predicted model, not a curated record. The transcript is spliced from 5 exons. Lineage: Eukaryota; Metazoa; Arthropoda; Insecta; Diptera; Culicidae. Gene Ontology annotation, molecular function: beta-tubulin binding. Gene Ontology annotation, biological process: intraciliary transport involved in cilium assembly; cilium assembly. Gene Ontology annotation, cellular component: intraciliary transport particle B; centrosome; cilium.
AUGGAAGAUUUUAACAAUAAUUCAUCGUCGCGGUCCUCUUCGGAGCGGCCAACUUCGCGGCGUGGCGGAGGAAUCGGUUCAACCGGUGCGUUUAGCUCUUUUAACGAUUCUGCAUCGCCGAGUCCAAUUGGAAUUUUGAGACCAGGAACGGCAAUGAAAGGUCCUUCCGCGGUGCGCGGAGGAACUGCUAGUCGAUUGGUAGCAAACAAUUUACAUUCGGCCAAUUCCUCAGCUUCCAUACAGAGAAUUGGAACGGCACUGGGCAAUGCCGGGAACCGAAUGACCGAGCGCCCAAUAACCCAGCAUGGCAUAAGUGGUCUUUCAACCUCGUAUGCUCGAGUUGGAACUGCCAACGGUAGCCGUCAGAUCAAAGAUAAGCGCUAUUGGCAAGCUAUUCUGCAGAGCAAAAUACAGGAAAUCACACAGGAAACUGAAAAACUAUUAAAAGAGAAAAAAUUCUUGGAUCGGGAAAAAUCCGCAAGAAAGCUGUACGAAAAGAAAGUCAAAGAAUCCGCGAAAGAACUUACGCACCUACAAUCGACACUGACUUCGAUGAACAUUGCUCUCGAUAACUGCAGCUCUGGAUUGACCAGACAGCAGCUCCAAAACGAAACGCUGGCAUUACGUGAGCGCAGUGAACAUAUUCAAGAACAGUUGGAGAUCGUAUUCAAACAGAGACAAAUAAAGGAUUUUGAAAACAAGGAGCUUGAGGCUGAAGCUGAGAAAGAAAAAAAUAAGAUCAAUGAAAUGAUCUAUUCCCUUUCAGAUUCUGAACAACAGAAAUAUCGUGAGUUUCAAGCAUUAUCAAGCAGCCUGAAACACCAGAAUACGGUAUUUCACAACCAAAUUAGUGAGCUGGAGAAGCAAAAGGAAAGACUCAGUACCGUAAUCAUGAAUUCCCAAACACGUACGGAAGCUCAUCGCCUAAAGUCGAAGAUAAAAGAGUUAACUUCGAAACGCAAUCAGAUGCGUGACGAUGAGAAUAAUCGUUUAACACCAGCACAAGAGAGAGAAAAGUUGAUUAAUGAAGUACGCUCCAACAAUCAGGCCCUGGCAAGCAUUGGCAAACAGCUUAAAAUCAUUGAAGAUCAGUUGAAUGAGAAGAAAGAAAUUUUACAGCAGAUUGAACAAGACUUGGAGGAAGGAAACUCCGAAAGACAUAUAAAAUAUAAAGAACUGAAGAAGCGUGACGAAGUGAUGACUGCCUUUAUGGACACAUUUCAACAAAAUUUAAUUGCUGAGCAACAAAAUGUUGAAUCAUUGAAAAAUCAAAUAACGUACGCCAUCGAACAGAUUACUUUACAAGGAGUCAACAUGGAAUCACUGGGCCCUGAUAGAUUAGGAAGCACGGGAUUUACAAGUAAAAAUGAUCUGAAUUCACAUGCUGGCCUCAUGAAGGAAUACAAUAAGCUCGGUAUUCAGUUGAAACAGCUUCAAAUAUUGGAGAAAAGAACUGUUUCACAAUUGAAUGGAUUGCGACAGGAAGAAAGUGAAGCAUUAAAUAACAUUCAUAAAUACAGCAAUUUGGAAGCACCUCGUUCGGAGGCAAUAGUAAAAAUGAACGAACUAACCGAAGUAUUGCAGGAGCUUGAAGAUAAGAAACGUGUCACAGAGAACGUGGUUGACGAAGCGAACAAACGAAAUCAGGAAAUAAAAAUAGAAUUAAAGAGUAACGAGACCUACCGUCAGAUAUCUCAUUUGGAAGAUAAAUUGGUUGAUUUGAUGAAAGAAAAUAAAGGUUUGCAGGAGAUUGUGGAACAACUACGGCAGGAAUAUGACUAUUCUGGAGUCCAACGAGAAGUGGAGGCACUGUUAAAAGAGCAUAACACUUUAUUAUGUUCUGAAGCAAGCAAUACAUCGGGCUAA